Messenger RNA from Pocillopora meandrina, 10865 nucleotides. NCBI's taxonomy places the organism in Eukaryota, Metazoa, Cnidaria, Anthozoa, Scleractinia, Pocilloporidae. The record is from the annotation of a GenBank genome assembly.
GCUUCAACAAACGCUGCCAUCUUGAAUGGCAACUGCUUCUGAUCAAUGCGACAUAAAAGUCAGUAUUUAAUGUGACAUACGGCCCGUUGUUCAUUUUCAUUCAAGGGCGAUUCAACAACGCUAUGGCUGACUAUCUGAUAGCUGGCGGCACAGGUUAUGUGCCUCAAGACGGAAUGACUGCCAUGCAGUUAUUUGGUUGUGGCGAAGGUUUAACUUACAAGUAAGUGAAAUAAAUCAAAUUUUGCAAGGGAAAUUUUUUUUCUUUUCUCGUUAUUGUGGCACAGGCAAGGCUUCAGUUGGUUUAAUUUUCUGAAAUUUUCUAUGGACAGUAUCGCGUGUGGCACUACGUGAAAACGAAUUUUUACGACGCACGCCUUACUUUCAAAUUGCGGAAACAUUCACGAGGAAGUUUGAUCAAACCGCCUUAUACGUCGCUUCGCCUUCGCAUCAACAUAAUCUGAAUUUUAAACGCAAGGAUUCUACUUCAGCACUUGAAUACAUUUACCUAUGUGAAAAAUUUUCCGAGGCUUCCCCAUCAGAAUUUCCUAAAACCUUUCACAAUCUUGUGAUUGGAAACCGAUUGAAGGUUUUCGAUUUUCUUAUUUGCUCAUCAAAGGCAUGUCAUACACGAAUAUACAACUGAUUUUUUUCUUUUAGUCUUAUUUUAUUUUAGGUUUUGAAAAAACCGCUAAUAUUGUAAUGAUGUUUUGAAACGGUGUGGUGUUAGAAAUUCCUUACUUGGUUACAUAGGUAGAGAACAAAAGAUGAAGUUAUCCUUCAGGCGUUUUUGUGUUCGAUGUUUUGGUGGAUUUUUCAGUCAACAGCCAAUCUUCGUCUCUAAGAGUACUGAGAUAACUCAAUCUAAAAUCUGAUUUCUGUAUUCACGGCAAAAAAUAAUUAUAUUAUUCCGGUAGAAAGGACUCAAGGUUCGUUCUUAAAAUUUCUUGACUUUAGAGAGAAUUUAUAAAUAUUUUUUGUUUUGAGGCAAAUAGAUUUAUGUUGCUGACGAUGUAAUUUAUAUGCUGAGUCAUGCGAAAAAGUUGUUCAGCUUGUCAACAACAAUUUUUUGCCAUGACCAAGUUAGUUUGGUAUUAAAGCAUCUCGGUCUUCUUCAAACAAAUAUUUUAUGAGGACAACAUGAACCUUUGUGGCUAACGCUUUCAGGGCAGGUGAAGUCAGAUUGGUUCCCGUUAAUUGGCAAUUCAGAUUAUUUCUUAAAUAGUAAUAUGAGCUGAAGGGCCCUUAUUUCCUUAGUAUGAGAAUUGAAAACAUUUCUUAUCUGGUCAGGCUGUUAAAAAGUUUGUCAAUAGAAGGCUCUAGAAAACCCCUAUCCAGCUGAUCAACACAAGAAUUAUCCCGAUUAUAGCAUUAGCAACUUGUCAGACAAUCAGCCCUAUAUGGUCUGUUGACUUGGUAACAUGCAGAUUGUCUGUAUUUGCAAAAAAAAAGGAAAGAAAGAAAGCAAUAAUUCAAGAGGCUGUCAGCUUUACCUUCCCCUUAUUGGUCUGUGGAUGGGUGUAUCUCAGGGUGGGAAGGUGGGUGUAUCUUAGGGUGGAAGGGUGGGUGUGUCUGAGGGUGGAAGGGUGGGGGUGGUUGAAAGAUACUAUAAACUUCAAAGGUACAAAAAAGGUACCCAUGGAUGAACAGAUUAAGAUCCAAAUGAUAAAGUGGCAAACCCCCUAGCUUCAACUUCCCCCAUUUUUUUUUUUAUGAAAUAGUUUAGAUGUUAAUGAACUAUCAUAUUUUCUCCUGUUCCCAAAGCAUGAUAUCUUAAUUAAAAACUUUCAAAAUCUAGACUUUUUAUCUUUACAUUUAAAGAUCACAGUGAUGUCAUUGUAACCAGCUUUAUUAAUAUGAUAUUUUCCUUCUUCAUGAAGGGCUCUAUCACUAACCAACAUUACCACAUCAAAAUUAAACAAUUUUCUUUUGAUAGAGAGAGAGAGAGGAGAUAAUUUUUUUAUUGACCCCUUCACUGCUUGUAUGACAAACUUGUUAGGUCACAUAAUUUGCGGUUGGUGUGUCUAAAUGACGUACUCAGUAUGUUGUAAGUUAAAGAGUGAAAGUCAAGUCCCCUUCAUUGGAGAUGUAAAAUAACCUGGCAUCUUAAACUCAAAACAAGUUCAAAUUCUGGAAAAAAAAUGAGUCAAUUUUCAGUGGCACAUGACUUCUCAGUGGAUUUGGCAGUUAAGAAUUUGUAUUUACUUUGGAUGGUGAUGGUAGCAUUUUUGUUGGCUUAUUUUAUGUGCAGGUAAUCUUAGCAUCAAAUUUCCACAAGGUGUUUCAAAAAAAGUUUCUUUGAUACAAACUAAAAUUUUAUUUCUGAAGACAAUUUUAUAUUUUUCGUCACCUUUUGGAGAACACAAAAAAGCCUAAUAGAUUUUUUUUUUCCUUUUUCAUCAGUGACUUCAUAAUUCUUCCAGGCUUCAUUGACUUUUGUGCAGAUGAAGUGGUAAGAAGUUUCUGCUUGUGCUUUUUGUACAGUAAUUUUGAUUCAGUUUGUUUUUGACAAUGUUUGCUGAUCAUGAUGUUCACUAGUAGUUCAUUUGUUAAGAAGUUGGAGAUGUCUUGAAGUUCAGUGUUGUAAGAAUAAUGAAACUAUUUUUGUAUCUUAUAUCAUGUGGUGAUGUGCAGUAAAAAAUGAAAUAGAUCAAGCCCUCUGUUUUGUGUUUUAAAAAAUUUUAGGAUAUGAGGUUUUUCUGGAUGGCUGUAGUUUUACACUGAAAAACAAAAGGACAUUUUCAACUCAUAGAUAAGGGUUCAUCUUGCAGGACUUGACCUCUGCUUUGAGUAAAAAGAUCACUUUGAAGACACCACUUGUCAGCUCUCCAAUGGACACCGUCACAGGUUUGAUUUGUCAAUUAUGGACUUGAUAUCUCUCACAUGUGUAUGGUUACACAUCAGGUCACAAAAAAACCUGUAUUUGUAAGUGUAGAUUACAUGCAUGUACAUAACUUUUUUUGGCUGAAAGAGUUAAAUGUUGUAAGAAACACUUAGUUAAGACAUCUUUACUAUUUAGCAUUAGCUUGGAAGUAACCUUUACCUUAAGAUUCUUUUUUGUCAAGCAGAGGUAAAUUGAAGAGUUAGUAAGAGCAAUGAAUGUUAUUCUAAACUUUUGCCUUAACUUAUUUUCUGCCAAAUUGAAGUUAAUAACCUACUUACAUAUUCUAAACAAACAGUCUUUUAACUUGUGUGAGUUAUCAAGAAAACUGUAUUUUCCAAAAAAAAAUUAUGAGUUAGUAAUUCAUUCUUAUCUACCUAAGGCAUGAACUCCCCAGUGAUACUUUUUGUCAGAUUUUUGGAUAGUGUGUGUUAUCUUCGUAAUCACUUUGUAAUUUGUGUUUUUCCUCAGAAUCGUCCAUGGCAAUAGCAAUGGCUGUGAGUAUGUUAUGUUGUUGUGGAUGGUUUACUUAAAUUUAGGAGAAUUUCCUUUAAACCCAAUUGAGCAAUUGUGAAUGAAUCAGUGAUUUCCACAGUAUUUCACUUUUGGCCAACAAAAAAUUCCCAUCCCAUCCUUGGUACAGCCACUUUUUUUUUACUUGUCUGGUUCCAUAAAAUAAUUAGUUAAAAUGUUCUUUUUUGUUUCAAGUCCUACCAUGUAAAGUUUCUUCUCUGAAUAUGAGUUACUAUUUACCUCUCUUUGAAAAGAAAAUUAUUGCCUGCAAAUUCAUUUCUGGUCAUGAAAAACUUUUUUCUUUUUUUUGGGAGGGCUUGUGUUUCUUGUUUUAGUACUGAACAGUUAGUUGUGAUGCAUUUUGUGUUCUAAAUUGUGAUUAAAGUAAAGUAAACUUCAUCCUUAAUUAAAGUGGAAAUCUCAAUUUUAAUUAUCCACAUGAUUGUUCAGAAAGUGAGCAUGUAUUUGAAAGAGAUCAUAUCUGUUUUUCAGCUGAAUGGUGGAAUUGGGAUAAUCCAUCACAAUUGUUCUACAGAAUUUCAAGCUAACGAAGUCAGGAAAGUAAAGAAGUUUGAGCAGGGUUUUAUUCUGGAUCCAUUAGUUCUCAGUCCAGAAAACUGUGUUGGUGAUGUCCUGGCAGCAAAGUCAAAACAUGGCUUUUCUGGGAUACCCAUAACAGGUGAUUCAGUCCCCAGUCUUGUUAAAGCAUCUAAAGAUAGUUUUUCAACAAGUGACUUCAUAGUUAAUUUGUCAUCGUAAGAAGGACAUCUGCAUUUUGUGUUUUUCUUGAGGAGUUGCUUACAUUAUAUUGUCUAAUACUACCUAGACUAAGGAAUUUUGCUAUCAAGAAAGUGGGCAGUGACACUGAAGCAAUUACGGUCUACUUAAUAAAUACAGUCAUGUGACUGAUAUGUAAUGUCAAAUAUUAGUUAACUGCUUGGGUUCAGCCUCUUUGGGUACAAUGUUCUUCUAUAGUGUACUGCAUAUUGCACAUGUUUUUAAAGUUCUUUCAUUUAAGUAGCCUUUAAGAGCUGAUACAAUUUAGUUGAAUCUGAUUGAAAUCAUUCCUAGGAGUGAUUCAAAAGGAAUUUCCUCUGAUUGAAGAUCUGAAUAUAAAUUCUCUUCACUGCUUACUAAACAAUUCCUAGAACCUUAGCUUUUAGAAUUUGGAUUUAAACUAAACAAUGACUCCUCUCCCCACAUCCCUUUUUUUUGUACCCUCCUCAUUACCUUUCUGCUUGAAAGCAUUUCAAUGUUGAAAGGAGAAAUUAAUUUUUGUCACUGCUGGGAGUGAAGAGUUACAUCCCUUAGAUCCAAGACAAGAAGUUGUACAAUGAAGUGUUUUUGUGAUUGAAAGCAUGAUUUGAAUACAUUUCUUUUAGAACAAGGUCUUUGCAAUGUUAUAGUAAAUUUAUUGUUCAGAGUGAUUGAUUUUCUUAUUAUCAUCCAUUAUAGAAAAUGGUCAGAUGGGUGGGGUUUUGGUUGGCAUUGUUACCUCCAGAGACAUUGAUUUUGCUCAUGAACCUGACAUGUCAAGACCCAUCAAGGAGGUGAGUCUAAUGUAAAGUUUAUGAAGAACCUUGCAUCAGCAACAGGAGUGGAAAUAGCAAUGGUGACUGCAUCAAUAACAGCUUGAGUUGUCUCAAAAUUGCAAUUGACAGCAAUUUCAGUUAAAAUUGUUACUUAUUCAGUGCAUUUUUUUUUCUGGACUGUUAAUUACAUGUAGAACCAUUAAAUACUAGAACCAUUGUUUUAAAAUAUGAAUUCUCGAUCUCAGAAUAUAAGAUAAUUUGGAAGCUAUGUAGAAGUUUUCAGAUAGGAUCAAUUAAACAAAUAGAUUCAAUUGUGCAGCAGAUGUACAUUUGUUAAGUAUUGGAUGACAGGAGAUGUCAAAAUGUGGUAAGUGACACACAAGGCACAGCUGAGUGUGUCACCAAUGUCACUAAUGUGAUCUAAGCAAUUCUCCAAUAGAUCUAAGUAAGAGCCGAUCAAAAUGCAAACAUUUCAUUUCUGAAUUUGAAGGUGAUGACUCCUCGUGAAGAGCUGGUUGUAGCUAAAGAUGGUGUGACGCUUCAAGAAGCCAAUGGCAUUUUACAAAGGAGCAAGAAAGGUUAGCCUUUUUUUUGUUAUCUUUGUUCUAAUUUAUAUAUUCUGGUUAUUGUAAUUUUUAUGUCAGUCUCUUCCAACUUCCCAUUUCAAAUUACUUAAUUACCCUCACAUAUGCUACAAAUUAAGAUACACGUGUUCAUCACUUGUGUUCCAGGAAAGCUUCCUAUUGUUAAUGAAAAGGGACAGUUAGUCUCAUUGAUUGCCAGGACAGAUCUCAAGAAGAACAGGAAUUUUCCUCUUGCUUCUAAAGAUGCUAACAAACAGCUGUUAGGUAUGCAAGGUACUACAUUUUUAUGCAUGAAAAAACUGUGCCAUCUGGGUUGGGUUUAAUCCUUUCACUCUCAGAAUCGAUUAACAUGUAACUUCUACCUGAAAUAUCCAUACAUUAUCCAUCAAAUGAAAAUCCUCCUAACUACCAGGUAGAAGUUGUGAUGAAUCUUGAUCCAACACCAACUUCUUGUGACAAAUUUGCAGGAAAAUGUAUAGCAGAAAGAUUGGAGAACUAAAAGUCAGAUCUUGGGAAUUCAAGGGUUAAUCUUGUUUUUAUAUUCUUGUUCAGAAAUUUGUGGCCUGUAUGUUGUGUGUCAGAACUUCAGAGUCAUUUAAUGUUUUUUCUUAAAUAGUUGGUGCAGCCAUUGGUACUCGAGAUGAAGACAAGGAGAGGCUAGAAGCCUUGGUUCAAAGUGGGUUGGAUGUGGUUGUUAUUGAUUCCUCUCAAGGAAAUUCUAUCUUCCAGCUGAAUAUGAUCAGGUGAAGAUAUUCACUGCUACAUAAUUAGGGCAUACAUACAUGUAUACUGAAGGAAAAACAUUCUGUCUGUACUGUUUUGCAAAACAGCCCUCAUCAUUUCAUUCUGUGGGGAAUUUUCUAUUUGUAAUGCAUACUUCCACUGGUGUCAGUUUUCAGAUGGUGAGAUGUAAUUGUGAGAUAACACAGUGUGUCAGAUUCUGCUUUCUUUCCUUUUUAAAUGAAGUAGUGUUCAUACUGUAUGCCACAUCUGUUCAGUGAUCUCAAGAUAUUCAAUCUGUCUUUGGAUUGGCUAUUAGUUGUCAGAAUCAGUACACUCCAGCCAGCAGGUGAUGGAAAAAUCAGUUGGUUAAAUGAACACUCAAUAAUUUCUAGUUUCACUUUUUAGAACUGUUAUGUCAUUUAUUUCAUUUCCAAAUUGUGCCACUUUGAUUUAUGAUAAUCCAUUCAGAUUCUACACAGGAAUAUUUAGAACUUUCUCUAGUUAAACAUUUUUAUAAAAUUAAUAUAACUUUUUCACUUGAUUGGUUUUUGGAGACUGUAAAAGUGAUGGUGAUAAUGACAACAAGAGCAAUUAAUAUUGUGGUGAGAGGCAAUUGUACUAGAUAAUUAUUAUAUAAUUAUUGAAUUGGAUGAUUCAAAGACCUUGAUGAAUUGGAAUAUCACAAAACCUCAUACGGUAAUUGCUUGUUAUUAUGACAAAAUGCAAGAGGCUAAAAAAGAGAUAAUUAUAAUUAAAAAUAUUAUAUAUAAUGAUCUCAACUAGAUUGUCAAAGACAAGCCACAACAAUAUUUCUUUAAAAGUAGUUUACAAUUCAGAUCUGUUAUUUUUUUAAAGUUUUUACAAAAUUGCUGGUUUGUCGGAUGCAAAGUGACAAAGCAUAGUAGAAGAGUUUGAAAAUUAUACCUUUUAACUGAAACUAGCCUCAAAAUUAAAUUUGAUGUAAAUGGGGUCUGUUUGACUGGAAAACAUCAUAUCUUCAGGUAGUGCAGUGUUCUCCUUUUCAGGAAGUAGCCAAAAAAAUUUUCCAUUUCUAUUACCUCUUACUACUGCCUAAAAUCACUUGCAGUUCUUGAAAAUUCAACUGGUUAAGGAAUUGCUUUACCAGUUUGAAAAUUUAUUUUAUCGGUCUCACUUAAGAUAAGGGAGAAGACUGUAGUGUGAAAUACCUUUAAUCAUAUUUCAUUUUUCCUUUAUCAGAUAUAUAAAGGAAAAGUAUGCAGAUCUCCAAGUAGUUGGUGGUAAUGUUGUGACAGCAGCCCAAGCAAAAAACCUGAUUGAUGCUGGAGUUGAUGGACUUAGGGUUGGUAUGGGAAGUGGCUCUAUCUGUAUUACACAGGAAGUCAUGGCAGUCGGCAGACCACAGGGAACUGCAGUGUUUAAAGUGGCAGAGUACGCCCGCCGGUUUGGAGUCCCUGUGAUUGCAGAUGGUGGUAUCCGAGAUGUGGGGCACAUUUCAAAGGCUCUUAGUUUGGGAGCUUCAACAGGUUGGAUGACAUGAGUUUUUUUUCUGUUAUAUCCCCCACACAUACUUUUUGUGCCAAGGACCUUUUUUUUAAAUUAGUAUCCUUUCUCAUAAGGCAGGUAUAUCUUUUUUGGUAUUAAAUACAGUAUCACUCAAAUGUAGUGGUAAGUUGACAUUCUUGAUCUAAAAGUUGAAAUUAAGCUAGAAAAAAAAACAUGACUCAGGCUCACAAACUUAGGUCAAAUAGAAAAGAAUCCUCAUAAAUAAUGAAAAUCUUUGCUGAAGAUGGCUUUAAGAUAAUUAUGCUGUAAGGGCAUUAUCAAGUUCCUAAGAAGAUGUAAUGACUUGUAGUCACUUAAUAAUAGAGCCAUUGUGUGAUGGGUUAGCAAUAGAAAACACAGUGUUAAACAAACAGAACCGCAUGGAUCUCACUCUGCUACUCUAAGAAAUCAAUUGUUCUGCUAUCAAAGAAUGCAAAGUACAUGUUAUGUCCAUAGUAGUACUUUCCAAGGAUAAUUUGCACUCUCUCUGUGGAAUUUAAAACAUACAUUGUCAACAAGGUGUUCUGUAUCUCCAGAUGUGCAGUGAGAUAUUUUGUCAAUUUGGUUUAUAGUUAUGAUGGGAUCAUUAUUAGCUGGAACUACUGAAGCCCCAGGAGAAUACUUCUUUGCUGAUGGUGUUCGGCUUAAAAAGUACAGAGGUGAGAGUCAGUGUUGUCUUUAGUGUACUGGACUGACAGCUCAAGGGCAUAGUUGUGUUCCAAAUUUACAAGUAAUUGAAAAAACAAAAUGCGCCAGAAAAAGUGUGAAGUGACAAAAUAAAUGUCUUUGUUUUUUCAAAACUGACAAUAACUACAUUUUUGUCUUGAUGUCUUGAAACUCAGUGCACACAAUGUUAUGGAGUACAAAUGUGAAAAAAUGGAAAAAAAAAGCAAAUACAUAUGUGGCAUAAAUUCUAAAGAAUAAAAAAUUAUGUAAGAGGCUCCCAAGAUGACUUCAGGACCACAGUGAUUAAGACCAAUUGAAUAGUGUGUUGGGGUGGGGUGGGGGAGAUGGGGAAAGACAGAAUUUGAUUGAAGGACUCCUGGGCAAAUGUAACAGGUAAGUAAAAACAGGUCAAAGUUGAGGCACACAGUUGGAUUGUUGUGCCCAGUUCUUAAGAGCUUUCAUAAAAGAAAACUUGUAAAUGUCAUUUGAAGGCAAAACUAGGUCAGUUUACCUUGUAAUCUCAGCCUUGCUACAAUGCAGCCCUCUUUUAGGUCAAUUCUUUCAUUGGCGUAAUAUUCUUUGGAAACCAGAAGAACCCAAUAGUUUGGAGACCAUUUCAGAAAUAGAGUUCACCUUAAUUAAUACUUUCAGUGGUGUUUUUUCAUCAGGAAUGGGUUCAUUAAGUGCCAUGGAGAAUCAGGGUGGAGCACAAAGAUAUUUCAGGUAAUGUUACUGCAGUUACAUAGCAACUUUGGGGCCAGAGGGAAGCUACAGAUUAUACAAGGUGUUUCUAGACUGCUUUAAUAACAUACUCUGUUUAUUUAAAGCUGAUGCAUUGAGUGGGUAAAUUAAAGUGAAUUCUUUGUUUUGAUUGGCUAAAUAACACACAACAACCUGUUUUGAUUCUGAUAAUUAAAAAGAGUGCUCUUGUUGACAUACUUUGCAACUUCUUGGCAACAACAGAGUCACUCAUGUUUCUUAAGAUCCUUAAUUCUUUUUAAAGAUUAUUGGCCCUUGGUGGUGUUCUCUCAGGUGUUUGCCAACUGGGAGUAUUUGUAGUUUGCUGUUUUGCCAUUAAAAUACAGAUACAAGGAAAUUCAGGAAUACCAGUUGUGAAAAGAUCAGCAAUGCUUAAUCAUCAACUAAUAUUGAUUUGAUAAUUGUUUUUAGUGAGCAUGACAAGGUAAAAGUUGCUCAAGGAGUGUCUGGCUCUGUAGCAGACAAAGGAUCUAUUCACAGAUUUGCUCCAUAUCUUUAUACUGGGAUUCAACACAGCUGCCAGGACUUGGGAGCAAAGAGUCUUACUCAACUCAGGUUGGUUUCAGUGAAAAAAUGCACAAUACUGUAAAUUUAUACAUCCCACAUAGAGUGUGGAAUUCCUUAAAAAUCGUAUGAAUUCUUGACCAAGUAAAAGAGAAGAAAAUAGCAAUUUUACUUUGCCACAAAUAAUUUCAAGUAGAGUAAAUAUGUAGAUUUAGCCAAGCCUAAAAGUGGAGCUUGCAUUUUUUUUCCUGCAUGUCUCGUCCACAAAACUAAAGCCCCUACUAUGGAUAACAUGUGUAUAUUAAUGGCUUUUCAUUCACAACUUCUCUGUGUCUGUGUAGAGAACUGAUUCUAUUAUAGAUGCUAUAGGGUUAAAUUUUUAAGUCAAUAGGCAAUUUUUGGGGGUCUCCAUAAAAAAGCUUGUAGCGAGAGGUUAAAAAUUUUCAAAAACAGGAAAGAAAAUUGUGUAAACUGUUGAAAAGUUUUCCCAACAUUAAUUUAUGCAACAAGAAAAUGUAAAUCAAUCUCGAACCCAGAGUCUCCUCAGCUAUGUACAAGUGUUGCGCACAUGUUAUGCUCAAACAUCUGCUGAACAAGAGUAAAUCUAUGGCGUUGAUGUGCCCGCGGUACAGUUGGCUGUGUAUGCUAAAAGUAGCACCUUGUACAUAUGGUCGCACGGUCGUAAGUCCAAAUUUUUUUGGCUUGAUGGGUUACUAACUAUUUCGUAUAAUUAUGGGGCUAUUCUGCACGCUGUGAGUUCCACUACAAGCUUAUCGGCUACAUGCAUGCAAAUGUGCUCCCCUUUUGGGGACAGGCCUCAGAAGAAAUUCCAGAUUGUCUGACCAAGAUAGCAUUAAACAGUAACAAAAUUAGUAGUUGGGUGAGAAUGGAGUUUGAAGUUGCUUCAUGAGAUGUUUUUUUCCUAUCUGAUAUCAGGUAGAUGGAAGCCAUUUAAAUCAUGGUACAUAUGAGUAGAUUACUAUGCUAUUAGAGGGUUUACUUUUGGCCUUUUUAUGGUAAUAUCACCUUUAGAUUCUGUCUCCAGUUCAGUUUGGUUAUUUUUCAAACUGUAUGUUCUUUCUUAUUUGGUGUAGAGCCAUGAUGUACUCUGGUGAGCUCAAAUUUGAAAAGAGGUCAACAUCAGCCCAGAUAGAAGGAGGAGUUCAUGGACUUCAUUCGUAA